AUGACAUUGUCAACAUUAGAUAUCAAAUUGAUAUCGAUAUGUUCAUUGUUUACCUUUAGUUUAAUAUUUGGUUUGAUACCUUAUUUCAUAAAAAGAAGAAAGAACCAAAGUAAAACGAAUGUAGUCCUAUCUUUUUGUAAUUCUUUUAGUGGUGGUGUUUUCUUUGGUGCCGGAAUGUUACAUCUAUUUGCUGAUUCAACGCUAGGUCUCUAUGUAUAUAGUCAACGAUUCAAUAAUUAUCCAAUAUCUAGUAAUAGUAAUAAUAAUAAUAGUAGUAGUAAUAAUAAUAGUAAUUAUAGUAAUAAUAAUAAAGAUAAUAGUAUAAAAACAUCCGAUAAUUCUACAACAAUAAUAUAUUACGAUGAAAAUGAAGCUUUAAAUAAGAAACAAAUCAAUGGUGGUUGUACAGAUGAUGAAGAUCAAGAGUCGCUACUUGGAAAUAAUAUUAAUAGCAAUAGUACUAGUGAUGAUUACGAUGAUAAUGUUGAUAGUAAUGGUAGUAGUCAUAAUCACCACCACCACGACAUAUCUAGGAAGAUGAAGGAUAGUUAUAUACCAUAUAUUUUAGUGAUUGGAUUAUCAGUACAUUCACUAUUCGAAGGCAUAGCACUUGGUGUUCAAAAUACACAAGUUCGAAUUCUAGAUAUAUUGGUGGCUAUUUUCGCACAUAAAUUCCUUGCCUCAUUUGCAUUAGGUGUAAAUAUUGUACAAUCAAAAAGUGAUAAUACAUCAUUCUUAAAGAUAUUUACAUUAAUAUUAAUAUUCUCAAUAGCAUCACCUAUUGGAUCUAUCAUUGGAUUGUUAGUUUCCAACUUGGAUUGUACAUUGGCAUCGUCGAUACUUCAAGGAGUAGCGAGUGGAACGUUUCUCUAUAUAUCGGUGAUCGAAAUCAUACCAAGAGAAAUCAAUCAUCAGAGUAAACAUCUGGUGUUGAAAUCGAUAUUAUUACUCUUUGGUUUUUCGAUCAUGGCAAUCGUUGCACUCUGGAUAUAA
Heterostelium album PN500 is the source of this 993-nucleotide messenger RNA. It is a transcript of the gene zntD, whose product is annotated as ZIP family transporter. The record is from RefSeq and is a predicted model, not a curated record. Gene Ontology annotation, cellular component: plasma membrane. Bases 1 to 993 code for a protein of 330 amino acids. The transcript is spliced from 3 exons. Gene Ontology annotation, molecular function: zinc ion transmembrane transporter activity. NCBI's taxonomy places the organism in Eukaryota, Evosea, Eumycetozoa, Acytosteliales, Acytosteliaceae. Gene Ontology annotation, biological process: zinc ion transmembrane transport.